This is a messenger RNA of Aspergillus heteromorphus CBS 117.55, 1188 nucleotides long. RefSeq names its product GSK family serine/threonine-protein kinase. Lineage: Eukaryota; Fungi; Ascomycota; Eurotiomycetes; Eurotiales; Aspergillaceae. The coding region runs from base 1 to 1188 and encodes 395 amino acids. Gene Ontology annotation, molecular function: ATP binding; protein serine/threonine kinase activity; protein serine/threonine/tyrosine kinase activity. Gene Ontology annotation, biological process: signal transduction; protein phosphorylation. The transcript has 7 exons. Gene Ontology annotation, cellular component: cytoplasm. The record is from RefSeq and is a predicted model, not a curated record.
AUGUCACAGAAUAGGCCUGGGGUGUUCUCGAGUCUGCGCAUGGGUGCAGAAGUCGUCCGCGAGAAAGUCCAGGAUGGGCUUACAGGGGAAACCAAGGAAAUCUCCUACUCACAAUGUAAAAUUGUGGGCAAUGGAUCGUUUGGUGUCGUCUUCCAAACGAAGAUGAUGCCUAGCAACGAAGAUGCUGCUAUCAAACGGGUCCUGCAAGAUAAACGGUUCAAAAACCGUGAGCUCCAGAUCAUGCGGAUCGUGCGCCACCCGAACAUUGUAGAGCUGAAGGCUUUCUACUACUCUAACGGUGAAAGAAAAGACGAAGUGUAUCUGAACCUCGUCCUCGAAUACGUACCAGAGACUGUUUAUCGAGCUUCGCGGUAUUUCAACAAGUUGAAGACGACCAUGCCGAUGCUGGAAGUGAAACUUUACAUUUACCAACUAUUCCGUUCCCUGGCGUACAUCCAUUCGCAGGGCAUCUGCCAUCGUGAUAUAAAACCACAGAACCUUUUGCUCGAUCCGAACACUGGCAUCUUGAAGCUGUGCGACUUCGGUUCUGCUAAAAUUCUCGUCGAGAAUGAGCCCAAUGUUUCGUACAUCUGCUCCCGCUACUACCGCGCACCUGAGUUGAUCUUCGGCGCGACGAACUACACCACGAAAAUUGAUGUAUGGUCCACUGGUUGUGUCAUGGCCGAGUUGAUGCUAGGACAACCGCUCUUUCCUGGAGAAUCGGGAAUUGAUCAGCUCGUGGAGAUCAUCAAAGUUCUGGGCACUCCCACGCGGGAACAGAUACGCACUAUGAACCCGAACUAUAUGGAGCAUAAAUUCCCACAGAUCAAGCCACACCCCUUCAAUAAAGUUUUCCGGAGGGCCCCCCAUGAGGCCAUCGAUCUGAUCUCGGCUCUCCUAGAAUACACACCGACACAACGUCUCUCGGCUAUCGAAGCGAUGUGUCAUCCAUUCUUCGAUGAACUUCGGGAUCCUAACACCCGGUUGCCUGAUUCACGGCACCCUAACGGUUCCUCAAGGGAACUCCCUCACCUUUUCGAUUUCUCCAGGCAUGAACUUUCUAUCGCGCCCGCGAUGAAUAAUAGGCUGGUCCCCCCUCAUGCACGCCCAGCACUUGAGGCCCGCGGGUUAGACAUCAACAAUUUCAAACCUCUUACGAAGGAAGAGAUGAUAGCACGCCUUGACUGA